AUGGUGAGAAGCCCAAGCACGACUAGACUGAGCAAGCCAUCGCCCUCCGAAAAGGCAAUGAAUGAAGCGAGUCACAAGGCGCUGCGUCCACUGCAGAAAAUGGCGAUGUCGAUCGCCUAUCCGCAGACUGCACGCCUUGACAAGGUCGUACAUAUGAGCACGUAUCUAACGAACAAGGAGUUGAAGGCGUACGCGAAGGCAGGUGCCGUCGUAGAGGAGGUGCUUUCCUCUAUUCGCACAGUCGUUAUGUUCGGUGGCGAACACAAGGAGGGCGAGAGGUACGGUAAUAAUCUCAAUCCAGCCCGCCAGGCUGCUGUACGUAAAGGCCUCAGCACAGGCCUGGGUCUUGGCUUUACCUGGUUCACGAUGUUCUGUGCCUUUGGUGUCACCAUCUUCUACGGCUCCAUACUCGUACGAGAUUGGAUGUUCCACCGAGAGGAAACCAACUCAGAUUUGUGUAACAACUACACACUGGCGGACCUUCUGCCAGACGGUCCCAUCGGCUGGAUGAUUGAGCAGUACCUGGGGGAAUUGAAGGAAAAUUUAACACUCAAUGCAAAUAUGACGCUUGACAUAGUUGACAAGUUCCGAAAUGGGUCCUCUAUGUCGCUAAACGAAGAGAUGAAAGCGUUUACGUACAAGUACUUGGCACUUGGAUGUGCAGUACUGGCGCUGGGGUAUUUACAGAUCGCUACGUGGGUAAUGGCUGCCGAGCGGCAGACACAGCGCAUGCGCGUGGCAUUCUUCCGCUCGAUCAUGCGUCAGGAGUCUGCGUGGUUUGACAUGCAUGAGAGUCGCCAGCUGAACACUCGUCUGUCCGACGACCUUGUCAAGGUGCAGUCUGGGAUAGGCGAUCGCAUCGCCAUUUUCCUGCAGUGGACGAGCGCCUUCGUGACUGGCUUCAUCAUUGCUUUCUCGGAGGGAUGGCUGCUCAGUCUAGUCGUGCUUGGCUUCUCACCAUUUCUAGCCGCAAGCGGGGUGAUCAUGACCAAGAUGAGCAGCGUAUCUAACAAACAAGAGUUGAAGGCGUACGCGAAGGCAGGUGCCGUCGUAGAGGAGGUGCUUUCCUCUAUUCGCACAGUCGUAUGUCGGUGGCGAACACAAGGCAAGGGCGAGAGGCUGCUGUACCGUAAAGGCCUCAGCACAGGCCUGGGUCUUGGCUUACCUGGUUCACGAUGUUCUGUGCCUUUGGGUGUCACCAUCUUCUACGGCUCCAUACUCGUACGAGAUUGGAUGUUCCACCGAGAGGAAACCAACUCAGAGUACACGCGGCGCACUCUGAUGACGGUGUUUUUCGGCAUCAUGAUUGGAGCGUUUGCGAUGGGAUACGCCGCACCGAAGAUUUCCGACUUCGCGAUCGCUCGCAGCGCCGCCACGCCUAUAUUCCAAAUCAUCGACCAGGUGCCGUCGAUUGAUAUCGAAUCGCCAGAGGGAGAGAAAUUGAAACUUGUAUCGGGUGAUGUCACCUUCCGGAAUGUGCAUUUCACUUAUCCAUCCAGAGCCGAUGUGAAGAUCUUGCGAAACCUCAACCUUCACGUCGCCGCAUGCCAGUCCGUGGCGCUGGUCGGACCUAGCGGAAGCGGAAAGAGCACCAUAGCGCAGCUAAUGCAGCGCCUCUACGACCCCAGCGGCGGCUCCGUAGCGUUGGAUGGCUGCGACAUAAAGAAGUUGAACCUGCGCUGGUAUCGCGACAACAUCGGUGUCGUCAGCCAGGAGCCGGUGCUGUUCGCGACGACCAUCGGGGAGAACAUACGUUACGGCAUGGAGGGAGUCAGCGACGAAGACAUACGUCACGCCGCAGCGAGAGCCAACGCUCACGGGUUCAUCUCAGCGCUCCCAAACCAAUACCACACGUUGGUGGGCGACGGUGGCGCACAACUGAGCGGCGGCCAGAAGCAGCGUAUUGCCAUCGCGCGCGCCCUGGUGAGAAACCCGAAAAUACUGAUCCUGGACGAGGCGACGUCAUCACUGGAUAACGAGAGUGAGGCGCUCGUACAGGCCGCCUUGGACCUGGUGACUAAUCACACACAGAACUAG
Messenger RNA from Priapulus caudatus, 2037 nucleotides. Its product is annotated as bile salt export pump-like. The transcript has 14 exons. Gene Ontology annotation, cellular component: membrane. The record is from RefSeq and is a predicted model, not a curated record. NCBI's taxonomy places the organism in Eukaryota, Metazoa, Priapulida, Priapulimorpha, Priapulimorphida, Priapulidae. Gene Ontology annotation, molecular function: ATP hydrolysis activity; ATP binding; ABC-type transporter activity. The coding region runs from base 1 to 2037 and encodes 678 amino acids. Gene Ontology annotation, biological process: transmembrane transport.